AGUGGAUGAGUACGUUUCUCUGCCUGUUUUUUCAGCUCGGGAGGGGGAGACAGACAGGAAUGAAAGCUUUUCCUCAGAGUUGAGGAGCAGGUUGGGCUUUCGGUCGCGAACGAGCGAUAACAGAGCGACCGGAGAACGAGAGGAGUUUUUCCCCCGAAAACCGCUUGCGUACUUUUACGAACAGCCGCGCGCACGGAGACGAGGGCAUGCGGCGGAACACGCGCAGACUUUGCUCGGAGCGAGACGUGAGUCUAGGAUACUGAUUAGAGUUGACACAAGCCCAGCUCCAGUAGCAACUCUAUCCACACUUCACCUCCAACCCCCCCCCUCCUUCGCUCCUCAACCAGGAAAUCAUCGCGCCGCGCCGCUUAUCCUUCUUCCCACAGAUUAAACAAAAACACCGAACCCCUCCGUGGGUUCAUCCAUGAGGAUCUCGUCGGUUUCUCUUCCGUUUUCGCCUCUGGAAGUUCGGCUUUACGUCUGAAGAGGAUCCGCGCUGUCGUCGAACAAUGAGCGAGUCAAGUAUCUGUCAGGCACGGGCCACCGUGAUGAUCUACAAUGAUGCCGAUAAGAAGUGGGUCCCGGCAGGCACGGGUUCCCAGGCUUUCAGCAGGGUCCAAAUCUACCACAACCCCAGCACUAACGCCUUCAGAGUGGUGGGACGAAAGAUGCAGGCCGACCAGCAGGUUGUGAUAAACUGUCCAAUUGUAAAGGGAUUAAAAUAUAAUCAGGCCACGCCAAAUUUCCACCAGUGGCGGGACGCUCGGCAGGUGUGGGGACUAAAUUUUGGCACCAAGGAAGAUGCAGUGCUGUUUGCCAACGGCAUGUUACAUGCGCUUGACGUCCUCAACGCCUUGCCUGAUGGAGGUUACCCCACACGACCUGUGUCCAAUGGACCAUCCCCAGAAGAGCUGGAACAACAGAGAAGAUUGGAGCAGAUAGAGCGAGAGAGACAAGAAAGAGAAAGACAAGAUAGAGAGCGACAGGAAAGAGAAAGACAAGAAAGAGAACGACAAGCAGCUCCAGUCGUUCCUCCUGCUCCACCUUUGGCCCCUGGAGGUCCCCCAGCUCCCCCUGGACCUCCACCUCCUCCUGGGCCCCCUCCGGCCGGACCUCCCCCACCACCCGGACCUCCUCCCUCAGGAGGAGGAGCUCCACCUCCACCCGCUCCUCCUCUGCCCUCUUCCGGAGGAGGUGGAGGCGAGGGAGGAGGACCAGGUGGCGGUGGUCUCGCUGCUGCCCUGGCAGGUGCCAAACUCCGCAAAGUGCCCAAGGAUGAUGCUGGUAGUGGCGGAGGAGGAGGCGGCAGUGCUGCAGCGAGUGUGGCAGCACCUCCUAAAACAGAAAGCAGCCGCAGCAGUGUGUCUAUGCCCAGCGGAGGAGGAGGAGGAGGAGGAGGAGGAGGAGGAGGAGGAGGAGGAGGCCUGAUGGGAGAGAUGAGCGCUAUUCUAGCACGACGGAGAAAAGCAGCAGAUAAAGGGGAGAAGGCACCUCCCAAAGCAGAGGAGCCCAGUACCGAUGAUUCUGACACUCAAGGCCCAGGCGAAUUUAGGAGACCAUGGGAAAAAUCAGCCACCAUGCCCAGGACUAACUCAGCACCCAAAGGUCUGGAGUCACCCUCUGCCUCUAGCCCAUUUGCCAGGAUGAAAGCCAGUAACCAAUCAGCAGAGGCUGACAGUGGAGAAGGAGAGUCAGAAAUGGAGCGAAUUAAACAGGAAUUGCUAGAGGAGGUGAGAAAAGAGCUUCAGAAAGUUAAGAAUGAAAUCAUUGGAGCCUUUAUUCAGGAGCUACAGAAACGAGGAUCUACAUAGUCCCACAGAAGUUGAUGGGAAGGGAUCACUCGGUCCUGAGAACCCAGGGAUACACACGCGCACACACACACACACACACACAAGCACCCAGGGACUUAACCCUCCUUAAUCAUGACCUUUCAGCCCAAGAUGAGCUUUCUUCUACCUUUAUCUGCCACUGUUUUCUUUCACGUUCAUCCAUUUCCUUUCUCUCCACAUGUAGUUUUACAUAUUUUGUUUCCCACUUAAUGUUUUACAUACCGUACACGCCGUCACCCUCACGCUUGAUUCCUGUAAUACACGGUGCAUAAAUCCUCAACCAUAAACUCGAUACUUGCCUAAAGUUAUUGUUUUCAGGGAAUAUAGCAUAUCAACUAUCCCAGUGACUGUAAAAGGCCAUAUACAGACCCCCAGAGCUACGAAGAGGCAAAAACAAGAUGGAUCUUGGAGGAAAAAGACCUGCAGUACACACACUAUCUACUCCACACACACACACGCACGCACCUCGUGACCGAACAGUCAUGUCAGGUCCCGCUCUUGUGCUUUUAGCUGGGAGAUUUUCACAUCAGACCCGGUUUAGGGAAAGCAAAAGCAUAUUUUUCACUUUAAUUUGAAGCUCAGAAGUUUGUUUCGUGUGUGGAUGCAUGUUUAUGGACGUAUGGCUGCACUUGCCUCUGUUUAUCAGUGCCAUCUUGUAUGCGGUCACCCGACUGCCACCAUCCGGUGGCGCGAAACAACUGUUGUCAUAGCUUUAGCCCUCAUUUGAGAUGUUUUUAAACUUUUGUGUUGAGAUAUAAAAUAAUAUGGCCACGAUCAUUUUUGUCUGCUGGCCAUGCCAAAACUGCCUUGGAAAAUACAUAUAAAUAUAAAUAUAUAUAUAUAAGGUAUAUAUAUUUGUUUUGAGGGAAAAAGAUAGAAAACUUGAGAUAACGUUUCUAUUUUAAUUGAAAUGAUUGGUGAAUGGGGACUUUUUGUGAUUUAUGAUGUUUUCUUUUCAGAGAUUGUUAUUUUUCGGAUUUCUGUUAAACUUUUGUUUCUUUUUUUCUAUAGAAUAUAGGCUUUUUACACUGAAUAUAUAAAGAAAAAUUGCGUAGAGACACUGGAUUAGAUGCCUUUAUAGUCAAAUACAGCUGCUUCUUCUACUGCA
This is a messenger RNA of Puntigrus tetrazona (Sumatra barb), 2937 nucleotides long. RefSeq names its product vasodilator stimulated phosphoprotein b (gene vaspb). Gene Ontology annotation, molecular function: SH3 domain binding; profilin binding. NCBI's taxonomy places the organism in Eukaryota, Metazoa, Chordata, Actinopteri, Cypriniformes, Cyprinidae. Gene Ontology annotation, biological process: axon guidance; positive regulation of actin filament polymerization; neural tube closure. The coding region runs from base 510 to 1811 and encodes 433 amino acids. The record is from RefSeq and is a predicted model, not a curated record. The transcript is spliced from 14 exons.